Molecule: messenger RNA, 1345 nt
Organism: Marchantia polymorpha subsp. ruderalis
Lineage: Eukaryota; Viridiplantae; Streptophyta; Marchantiopsida; Marchantiales; Marchantiaceae
Source: the annotation of a GenBank genome assembly
AUUCCAAGUCCGUCGAAGAACUCGCUCUUUCCCCUCUUUCAUCGUCAGCUCGAGCAGGGUGUCUCUCAGCUGCACACCCUAGGGUUUCGAAAAAAAUGGCUCCUAAGCGGGGAACUAUCAAGACUCCUGUCCCUGCUCCUGUGGAGAAGAAGAAGGUAGUAGAGAAAGUCGCGAACCCCUUGUUUGAGAAGAGGCCGAAGCAGUUCGGUAUUGGUGGCGCCCUUCCACCCAAGCGUGAUCUCCACCGAUUUGUGAAAUGGCCCAAGUACGUCCGCAUCCAGAGACAACGCCGUGUCUUGAACCAGCGUUUGAAGGUUCCACCGGCCCUUAACCAGUUCACCAAGACACUCGACAAGAACUUGGCUGCAAGUUUGUUCAAGAUGUUGUUGAAGUACAGACCCGAGGACAAGGCUGCGAAGAAGGAGAGGCUUCUCAAGAAGGCCCAGGCCGAAGCCGAGGGCAAGACUGUCGAGACCAAGAAACCAAUAGUCGUGAAGUACGGUAUCAACCACGUGACCUACCUCAUUGAGCAAGGUAAGGCUCAAUUGGUGGUAAUUGCCCACGAUGUUGACCCUAUUGAACUAGUUGUGUGGCUACCCGCCCUCUGCCGCAAGAUGGGUGUUCCAUACGCUAUUGUGAAGGGCAAGUCCAGACUUGGCCAAAUUAUUCACAGCAAGACCGCCACUGCCUUGUGCCUUACUUCAGUGAAGAAUGAGGACAAGCACGACUUCAGCAAGAUUGUCGAAGCUGUGAAGGCCAACUUCAACGACCGAUAUGAUGAAUACCGCAAGCAAUGGGGUGGAGGUAUUAUGGGAGUCAAGUCCCAGGCUAAGACUAAGAUCAAGGAGAAAAUUAUUGCCAAGGAAGCUGCCCAGAGGGCUGCCUAGAAUAGUGUUCUCUAAAUUAGACUUACUUAGCGAAUUUGAGGCAUAAGAGGGGAGGGAUUCUUUCUCGGCAGUACGGAGAGCUGUUGUAGACGAUGAUUUCUGGGAGGAUCUCAUCAGGAAGCAGCUUGCGAUCGGGAACUCAUGAACACAAAGCUCGGUAUCAGCUCGGGCCAUCCCGAGACAGGGAUCCCACACGCCUUGCCCGCACUGGAUCCUACUCAAUUUUUGACUCCCAACCAAAGCCGCACUGUAUGUCUUGUCUAUUAUAAAGUGGAAGUACAUUCGAAGAAUCUUAAGGCGAUUUGUACCGUAUUUGAGCUCGCGAAUAUGUUGUGGACCUUGGCAUGUGAGUCAGUAGGCUGCCCUCCCCUUGGAUACCUGUUCAAAUGCCCAUUGCAGGUCUUCGAACAUAGGAGAAGUGAAAGAAAUAAAACUUGUACCUCUCGUUUCUACUUUUC